Saxophila tyrrhenica is the source of this 1482-nucleotide messenger RNA. RefSeq lists its product as uncharacterized. The record is from RefSeq and is a predicted model, not a curated record. The transcript has 3 exons. NCBI's taxonomy places the organism in Eukaryota, Fungi, Ascomycota, Dothideomycetes, Mycosphaerellales, Extremaceae. Bases 1 to 1482 code for a protein of 493 amino acids. Gene Ontology annotation, molecular function: N-acetyltransferase activity.
AUGAACGAGAGCAGAGAGAUACGGCCAUUGGGCUUGCUAGAAGUCUACUCGUCUUCCAGGCACAGUCUGGGCUUCUACAGAUGCGUCGCAAACACAUGCCGCUACACCUUUCGCACGCCGGCUGGAGAUGUGCAAGCAGACUUCCGAAAAGGCCUGAAAGAUGUGAUCCAAGCGCUGCCGGCACUCCAAGUGGGUAUCAGGGACGAGGCCUCGACCAGGCCAGUCUUCGUCCUGGCCGAGUCGGUGAAGCUCUCCAACCAUUUGCAGUGGCGGCAAUCGUCAGCGGAAACGCCGGACGCGCAGGUCGAUGAUCUGAGGAAGACUCUGGAGUGGCAGCAUGGCAAGGAGUGGCCGGAUCUGGCCAACCGACCCCCGUGGACCGUCAUCUGUUCGGAGUAUCAGUCGAGAGCAGCCACUGGAAGCCGGGAGUCCUUUGUCGAUGUGGAUGUGACCUUUGCGGUUCAUCAUGCAGUUGCCGAUGGUCUGAGCACCAGCGUCUUCCACAGCCGUCUGCUGGAGUCGCUCAAUAAGCAGCUUAGCGGCGGCAGUGCUGGAGGAGAGAAAGACGAGGCAGUGGGGCAGGAGAUGACUCUAGACUCGCCGCUGGAAGAACUGGCAUCAAUCAAGCCAUCUUGGCUAUUCUUGCUCAGGGUCCUGUGGACUGAGUUCUGGAAUGAUGCCGGGCCUCGCAAUCCUUUCGCUGCUCCCGUGAAACCACCUUGGACCGGCGCCGUUAUUUCCACUGAGCCGCAGGAAGUCAACAUCCGGCUCCUGCAAUUUCCUUCUGAGGUCGCGAGCGGAGCAAUAGUGCAGUGUAAAGCCCACAAUGUCAGCCUCACGACGCUGGUCCACGGCAUCGUAGCCUACUCCUUCUCCCGCCAGCUCCCGACCGAAGCAGCAGAAAGCUUCGUCGCCCAAACCUCCAUCAGCUUCCGCCCGUACAUGAGCGGCGAGACGGACUCUCAGAACCUCAUGGGCACAUACGUCACCUCCAAACACCACCUCAUCCCUGCAUCAACCGUCGGUGCUAUGCGCAGCGCCGCCGACGACCAAGAGCAGAGCACUGCCGAGAUCUGGAAGCUGGCUUCGAGCAUCAAAACCGAGCUAGACCAGCGACUCACUACUCUUCCGAAUGAUGACCACGUCGGCCUUCUGCCCUAUGUCAACGACUGGCGUGAGCGCUGGAAGAACAUGCUCGGCAAGCCGCGGGACGUUACGUGGGAGGUGUCGAAUCUGGGUGUUAUGUCUGGCGAGCUGGGUGCAGAGACCGGGGAGGAGGCAUCGAAGUUUGAGAUUACGCAGACGACGCUCACGCAGUCAGCGAAUGUGGCUGGGGUGGGUUUUUCGGUCAAUAUGGCGAGUAUGAAGGGAGGUGUGCUGUCGGUGUCGCUCUGUUGGCAGGAGGGCGUUGUGGAUGCGGAGGUGAUGGAUGGGGUUAAGGAAGAUCUUGAAGUGUUGUUGAAGAGGAUUGGUGGAUUGUGA